This is a messenger RNA of Opisthocomus hoazin, 1784 nucleotides long. Lineage: Eukaryota; Metazoa; Chordata; Aves; Opisthocomiformes; Opisthocomidae. The record is from RefSeq and is a predicted model, not a curated record.
AAGGCAGAUCCAGAAGAACUGUUUACAAAACUGGAGAAGAUUGGUAAGGGCUCUUUUGGUGAAGUUUUUAAAGGAAUUGACAAUCGGACUCAGAAGGUGGUUGCUAUAAAAAUUAUUGACCUAGAAGAAGCAGAAGAUGAAAUAGAAGACAUCCAACAAGAAAUCACAGUGCUGAGUCAGUGUGACAGUCCAUAUGUAACUAAAUAUUAUGGAUCUUAUUUAAAGGAUACAAAAUUAUGGAUAAUAAUGGAAUAUCUGGGUGGAGGCUCUGCCCUUGAUCUAUUGGAACCUGGCUCACUUGAUGAAACCCAGAUUGCUACAAUAUUGAGGGAGAUACUCAAAGGACUCGAUUACUUGCAUUCAGAAAAGAAAAUCCACAGAGAUAUUAAAGCUGCUAAUGUAUUGCUAUCUGAACAAGGAGAAGUAAAACUAGCAGAUUUUGGAGUAGCGGGACAACUAACAGAUACACAGAUAAAGAGGAAUACCUUUGUGGGAACACCGUUUUGGAUGGCACCUGAAGUAAUAAAGCAGUCGGCGUAUGAUUCAAAGGCAGAUAUCUGGUCAUUAGGCAUAACAGCCAUCGAACUUGCAAAAGGAGAGCCACCUCAUGCAGAAUUACAUCCAAUGAAGGUUUUGUUCCUUAUUCCUAAGAACAAUCCACCGACGCUGGAAGGAAACUUCAGUAAAUCCCUCAAAGAAUUUGUGGAGGCCUGCUUAAACAAGGACCCAAGCUUUAGACCUACUGCAAAAGAGCUCUUAAAACACAAAUUUAUUUUACGAAACUCAAAGAAAACUUCCUACCUGACUGACCUUAUUGAUAGGCACAAGAGAUGGAAGUCUGAACAAAGUCAUGACGACUCCAGUUCUGAUGACUCAGAUACUGAACCAGAUGGCCAGGCUUCAGGUGGAAGUGAUUCAGGAGAGUGGAUCUUUACAAUAAGAGAAAAAGACCCCAAGAAUCUAGAGAAUGGAGCAGCCCAGCCUUUGGAGUUGCAAAGAAAUAAGGAAAAGGAUAUCCCAAAGAGGCCUCUAUCCCAAUGCCUGUCUACAGUUAUAUCCCCUUUAUUUGCAGAGUUGAAAGAGAAGAGCGAAUUGUGUGGUGGUAACACAGAUUCCAUAGAAGAACUGAGGCAGGCUAUUUAUUUAGCUGAAGAGGCUUGUCCAGGCAUUGCAGAUAACAUGGUGUCCCACCUUGUGCAGAGGCUUCAGAGAUAUUCAUUAGCUGGAGGAAGUACUGCAUCCUACUGACGUACUGUUCCUGACUUUUCUAAGACAACAGAGACCCCACGACGUCUGCAUUGAAGGCGUGCACCCUAAUGUUCUUCUGCCCCUCAGCCACCGGGAUGUCCUUUGGUGGAAGGACAUUCCUAAAUGUGCAAGAGUGAAAAUGAAGUCUCUCGGAUGGAGGCGGUCUUUUUCAGCUCCUUAAAGCUAUAAUUUUUUUUAAUGAUAAUGCACAUAUUCCAGGGAGGUGUCUUUUUGUAAAAUCUGAGAUGUAUAUUUAGGUUUGUGAUAGAGAAAUCGAAGAUAUUGAGAAACCUCAGGUAUCUUGCUUUAAGAAUUCCACUGGGAGAUGGAGUAUGUUUGUUGGAAUUGUGUACAGCUAUGUAUAUAAUGUCUUUUUUUAACUGAAAGCCUUUCAACGUGCAUAAAGAAUCACUGUGUACAAAAUGGUAAAGUGCUUCUGUAGAUAAUGUUAGUGGGGUAAAUAUUUGACAGGCCAUAACUGAGUAUUGCCUUGCCUUUAUUACAUGUAAAUUUUGAACUAUGUGAUGAGUGAAUCU